CAGCUUCAUUGAUUAUAAUAGGAGUGAUCUAAGUGUGUCACAUCACGUCGCACCGCUGAAGACUCCAGUGUUUAAAGACGACAUACGAGCAGAGUCUUCAAAAUGCAGCAAACAGCAUGAAAAUGGAUGCCCUGAACAGAAGCAUGUCAGUGGUCAUCUCCAUCUGUUUCUCUUGGACACACAAAAUCCAAGAGUGUGGAAAAACAGAUAUUAAUCAGGUCAUCAGGUUGGUGGAAACUACUCUGCAUCUAAACAGAGUACAAAAAAGAGAAAUCAUCAUAAUAACUGCCAUGAUUGUGUGUUAGAGCACUCAGAAUCAAUGGUUUCAUAUGUUGAGAGGACUGACCAUCCCUAAUCAUCUACAUUGUUGUUAUAUCACGCCUCCAACAACAACCGUCAGGUGUUUUGGUUUGUGGACCCACACUCUGUGGGAUUGUGGUGGGCUUGCUAAUGAAUUAGCCUGCCAACUAGUGCGAGUUUAAUUAACCAGGUGGGGAUAGUUACUCCCUCGUGUGUGAAGAUGCAAGUUCAGCUCGUGUAUCCCAAAACAUCCGUAUCUCUGGUGGAAUCUCACCUGCCAUUCAGCGCAUCUUCUCCUGUGACAGCAGGACCGGGACGGAGCGGAUGCUGUUUUGGCUCGAUAUGUAUUUGGUAACCACGGCCCAUAAAAGGGGCUCUCGGUUGGUGGGCGGAGAGGGAGGCGCUGGGAUGGAGAUAUGACAACAUCUCUGAGACGUUCUGAGAGAAGCUCCAUUUAUGAUUGAAGACGUCUGAACACUUGACCGGCGAAGUAUUAGAAGAAGCAUGGCCCCUGAGAGAAAACUUUCAAGCAUCAGUCAGAGCAUCUCUACAUCGCCGUUCUACUUCGCCCUCUACAUCAUUCUGGUGGUGCUGGGGAACGUGGGGAACACCACGGUCAUUACGGUGGUCGGGGAGAGUCUUCUGCGGGAGACGGGAGUCGUCCGAAGCUCUGAUGUGAUUCUGGUCAACAUGGCUUUCUCCAACCUGUUGGUGUCGUUGGUUAGAAACACGGUCGUGAUGGUGUCCGAUCUGGGAGCGGAGAUUUACCUCAGCAGAGAUAUGUGUCACCUUAUGAUGGGAAUCUGGGUUUGGCUGCGCUCUGCCAACGUUUGGUCGACGUUCUUCCUCAGCGCGUUUCACUUCCAAACGUUGCGUCGGGUCGCCCCACCCGUCAUCACCCUGCACGGCCCCCGCGGGCCCCCCAAUUCCCUCAUCGUCGGCUUCGUCCUCGUCUGGAGCCUCAAUCUCAUCUACGCCAUCCCGGCGUUUAUCUUCUCCAAGAACGGAGACGAGAACUCCACCGAGACGCUGAUGUUGGUGAGCAGCACCACUCGGCCGCUGAUGGGCUGCAUCUGGGACUUUCCGUCAGCCUACAGCGGUCUGGCCUUCGCCACCUCCUCCAUGGUGAUCCACGAAUCCAUUCCCAUCUGCCUGAUGAACAUCACCAACCUGGGCUCACUGCUGACGCUGUACGCUCACGGACACUCGCGCAACACCGCUAACAAGAGUCAGGACGCGCCAGUCGUCACCCGGAUUCCUGCGGAGCGGCGGGCCGCGAAGGUGAUUUUGACUCUGAACAUCCUCUUCAUUUCGUCUUGGGGAACGAACGUCAUCUCAGUCAACUACUUCAACUACAACCGCGGCUCUUCCACCCAGUUCCUGCUCAUCGUUGCCCGCUUUGCAAACAUGAGCUUUAUCGCGUUUUCGCCCAUCGUCCUCGCCGUGGGACACAGGAAGCUGCGGGCGUUCAUAAAGUCAGUCCUGUCGUGCACGCUCUCUCUGUUUGGAUAGACGGCAGAUAUCAGAGACGUGCUGCAUUGUGAAAUUAUUUCAGCGCAUCUCAUCUAAAUUUACACGCUUGUAAUUGCCAGUGAAACUGAAUUCUCUGUGACUGAAGAAAAGUGGCAUGUUGGGCUACAUCAUGUCUGUCUUUAAGUGGAUUGUAUUUGUAUCAUGUCUGUUGAUCUUGGCAGCUAUUUGA
This is a messenger RNA of Labeo rohita (rohu), 2002 nucleotides long. Its product is annotated as olfactory receptor class A-like protein 4. Lineage: Eukaryota; Metazoa; Chordata; Actinopteri; Cypriniformes; Cyprinidae. Gene Ontology annotation, cellular component: membrane. The record is from RefSeq and is a predicted model, not a curated record. The transcript is spliced from 6 exons. Bases 805 to 1812 code for a protein of 335 amino acids. Gene Ontology annotation, biological process: G protein-coupled receptor signaling pathway. Gene Ontology annotation, molecular function: G protein-coupled receptor activity.